UUGUGUAGAGGUUGGUCCGUGGGCAGGUGUUUAUGCAGGGGUUGGCCCGUGGGCAGGUGAAUGUGCAGGGGUUGGCCCAUGAGAAGGACUGGUGUGUGUGAGGCACAGCGGGUGGAUGUCCUCAGCCCCAGAGCAUUCCCUGUGUCACCGCAGCCGCCAUGGAGGUGAGCCACUCGGUGAAGGAGCGCACCAUCGCCGAGAACAGCCUGGUGAUCCUGCUGCAGGGCUUGUGCGGCCGCGUCACCACCGUGGAGCUGCGUGACGAGAGCGCGGCCACGGGGCGCGUCACCAGCGUGGACGCCUUCAUGAACGUGCGCCUGGCUGAGGUGACCUUCACGGACAGGCAGGGCGCCGUGUCCCAGCUGGACGAGCUCUUUGUGACCGGCAGGAAUAUCCGCUACGUGCACAUCCCUGACGAGGUGGACAUCCGGGCUACCAUCGAGGAGCAGCUGCAGGCCAUCCACAGGGUGCGGUACUUUGGGGGUCGUGACAAGGGCCGCAGGGAGUUCCUUCAUACCAAGCACAAGUGAGGACCUGGUGCUGCCUGCAGCAGCCAGGAUGGACUCAGAAUGGGCCUGGGAUGGACGUGCCCCUUUGAUGGACUGCCAGCCCCCUCCAUGCCAGCCACCCUGCCCAACACCAUCCCCCAGGAACAUUUUCCUCAAGAGACUUAGGGCUCUGCUGUUCCCUCCACCGGUGCCUGCAGAGGAGCAGGACUGUUUUUUGUAGUGAAUAACACCACUUAAAUGCUC
Molecule: messenger RNA, 752 nt
Organism: Sturnus vulgaris (Common starling)
Lineage: Eukaryota; Metazoa; Chordata; Aves; Passeriformes; Sturnidae
Gene: LSM10
Product: LSM10, U7 small nuclear RNA associated
Biological process (GO): mRNA 3'-end processing by stem-loop binding and cleavage
Cellular component (GO): cytoplasmic U snRNP body; nuclear body
Molecular function (GO): U7 snRNA binding; histone pre-mRNA DCP binding
Source: RefSeq, a predicted model, not a curated record